CUGAUGGGUGUCCACAAAGACAACCGCAGAUAUCGACUACCAAUCCAUACGCACGACACGGAGAACCUGAUUAUUCCCGACGAGUUUGACUCCCGAACCCAAUGGCCUAACUGUCCGUCCAUUAGUGAAGUGAGAGACCAGGGAUCUUGUGGCUCGUGCUGGGCGUUCGGCGCCGUGGAGGCCAUGUCUGACCGCAUAUGUAUUGCAUCGAAGGGCCAGACGGUGGUGGAGGUGUCGGCCGAGGAUCUGGUGUCAUGCUGUCACUCGUGUGGGUUCGGGUGUUCGGGGGGUUUCCCGGGCGCCGCCUGGAGUUAUUGGGUCGGCACGGGUCUGGUGUCGGGCGGACUCUACAACAGCCAUAAGGGGUGUCAGCCCUAUGUGAUCGCCGCCUGUGAACACCACACGACCGGUAAACUCAAGCCCUGCGGAGAUAUUGUGCCGACCCCCAAAUGUGUACACCUGUGCGAAACGGGCUAUAAUGUGAGCUACAGUCAGGACAAGCAUUACGGGGCCAAAGCUUACGGCAUCGGUAGUAACCCGACUCAGAUCCAGGCGGAGCUCAUGGCUAACGGGCCCGUCGAGGCUGACUUCACCGUCUACUCCGACUUUGUUACCUAUAAAUCAGGCGUUUAUCAGAGACACAGCUCCCAGGAGUUGGGCGGACACGCCAUCCGGAUCCUCGGGUGGGGCGUCGAGAAUAGCGUUCCCUAUUGGUUGGCGGCUAACUCGUGGAACUCUGACUGGGGUGACCAGGGUUAUUUCAAGAUCCUCAGGGGUCGUGAUGAGUGCGGUAUCGAAAGCGAUAUUAACGCCGGUUUACCCAAAGUUUAAGAGUUUUACGAUAUUUUAAUAGAUUUAUGAUUACAAUUAGGGGCUAUUCAAUAAGGACGUGCACUAAACAUAAAUUUGUUGUACUUUACGUACUUAUUGAAUGAUUAAUUAUCAAGUGAUUUGUUAAUAUUUUAUUGAAUUAAUGAUAG
Messenger RNA from Oppiella nova, 980 nucleotides. NCBI's taxonomy places the organism in Eukaryota, Metazoa, Arthropoda, Arachnida, Sarcoptiformes, Oppiidae. The record is from the annotation of a GenBank genome assembly.